Arabidopsis thaliana (thale cress) is the source of this 495-nucleotide messenger RNA. RefSeq names its product RING/U-box superfamily protein. Bases 1 to 495 code for a protein of 164 amino acids. Gene Ontology annotation, molecular function: ubiquitin protein ligase activity. The transcript has a single exon. The record is from RefSeq and is marked reviewed. Lineage: Eukaryota; Viridiplantae; Streptophyta; Magnoliopsida; Brassicales; Brassicaceae.
AUGAUGGAGUCUCCACCGUCAGAUAAUCUGGAUUUUUUUUCGACAGUAUUGUUUUUAUUUAUAUAUAUGGUAUUUCCAAUUGCCAUUACAGUAAUCUUUAUUUAUAAACUUUGCAUAGAUCUUAGUCAGCAACCUCCUACGGAAAUAGCUCGUGAGACACACCAAAAUUCUCAUCCACCACCUGAUCAGCUUCAACAAGACAUUGAGACUGGACAUGUAACGCUGCCUCAGCCUCAACAAAACAUUGCAGUCGGAUAUAUGACAUGGAUCCAUGAAACGACAAUUUUAGAGUUUAAAGAUAUAAAAGAAGGAUCCAAUAAGAUUUUUUGUCCAAUAUGUCUUGAAGAGUUUGAAGAUGGCCAUGAGAUAAUUCGUAUAAAUAUGUGUAGACAUGUUUUUCAUCGUUUUUGUAUUGAUCCUUGGCUCAAUCAGAAUCUAACCUGCCCGAAUUGUCGAUGCUCCCUUACUGCAAGAAAGAGGAAAGAGGGUGAGUAG